Messenger RNA from Lolium rigidum, 756 nucleotides. RefSeq names its product zinc finger protein ZAT8-like. Bases 91 to 504 code for a protein of 137 amino acids. NCBI's taxonomy places the organism in Eukaryota, Viridiplantae, Streptophyta, Magnoliopsida, Poales, Poaceae. The record is from RefSeq and is a predicted model, not a curated record. The transcript has a single exon.
UCUCCUGAAUUCUUCUUCUCGUCGUCGAUCAUUUUGCACGGAGCCACAGACCUACUCUUGCUGAGCUCAGACCUGAUUAGCCGCGCAGCGAUGGUGUCCUCGAUGAAUCACUACAGAGAUCACGCCCCCUUGUCCCUCUCCCUCUCCCUCGGCGCCGUGGCCGAGCGCAAGAAGAAGCUCAGGCGCGCCGCGGCGUCGGGCGAGUUCGUGUGCAAGACGUGCACUCGCUCCUUCCCGACGUUCCAAGCGCUCGGCGGCCACCGGACCAGCCACCUCCGCGGCCGCCACGGGCUCGCUCUAGCCCUCGCCGGAGACCACUACUCCCUCAAGCCCAAGAAGACCACUUGUUCAGACGAUCAGAAUCCGGCGGCAGUACACCAAUGCCACGUCUGCGGCCUCACCUUCCAGAUGGGGCAGGCGCUCGGGGGACACAUGCGCAGGCACCGCGAGGAGGCCGGCCCCGUGGCGCAGGCGCCGCCCAUUCUGCUACAGCUCUUCGUCUAGCUAGCUCCUCUGAUUGGUAGUAGUCUCUAGCUCCAUUUAGUUCAGAGUUCCUGCAGGUUAGCCCGUGUGCGCGAUUCGUUUGUACGUUCGCUGCACACCCGUAUGUAGUUCAUAGUUUUAAAAACCGGACCGGUGACCAAACCAGCGAGGCUCUCGGUUCACGGUUCAUUGGUCCAACCGUUGGUCCGCUCGGUUCAAUAGCUGAACCGGAAAUUGAAAAUUUAUUAUUAUUUUUAGUUAUAUAAUAGAGAA